Molecule: messenger RNA, 2047 nt
Organism: Vitrella brassicaformis
Lineage: Eukaryota; Vitrellaceae
Source: the annotation of a GenBank genome assembly
GAUCGCUUUCCAUCGCCCCCUAUCGCUUCGAAAGGUCCUGUGUUGCUUAUUUAGCCUAUCGCUCGUCAGCCAUGGUCGAGACGCGCCCGAGGAAGCAGGGCCCAGAGUUCGACAUCGGUGAGCCAUCGGGAAGGAAGAGAAGGAGUGCACGACGAGAACAUGGGAUGUGGCAAUGGCGUCGUGUGGCGUUGGUGUGGUGCUGUGCUGUGCUGUCUCUGUGUGUGUGUGUGCAGAGGAGAAGGUGCCCUGCUUCUUCGACCCGAAUCACAUGGUGCCGAAGAGCAGACUCAUGUACGUCCGUAGGCUGACUCACUGAAUGACUGACUGGCAUGGUGUCAGAUGUGUGGUGCGUGUGGGCGAUGCGAUGCGAUGUGAUGUGAUGUGAAUAUGUGGUAUCAUGUGGUAUGGCUGACACUGUGUGGUGUGUGUUGUCUGUGUGCAGGUGGCACUACACCACCAAGUGUCAGGCCUACAAGUACAUGAAGAACCAGGUCAAACGGUGCCCAUACAACGUCCUCCACUGUAAGGAAGUGACGACAGACAGACAGUGACCGGCCGGCGAUCCACUCACGCAGACAAGACAAGCAGACAGACAGAAAGGCGUUAAACCCCCCUCCCCACACCCACACUUGUCCUGCCAUGCGCGUGUCAUUCCUCUCUCUCUGUCUUUGUGGAUGUUGUAUGGGUGUGUGCAGUCACACAUACCGCCGUCGAGAUGGAGCUGCACAAGCGCACCUGCCCCGACCGGCCCAGGGACCGUUCCAACUACGCCGACACGUUCCAGAACAACACCACCAAUGGAAGCACCAAUGGCACCACCAAUGGCAACAACAGUGACUGGUGGGUGUGGCUGACACAACACACACACACACACACACACACAGACACGCAGAUAGAAACCCGCAACAAGUCAACACACACCCCAUAUGGGCUGCCUGCCGUCUGUCUUCACGCAUGAUGUGCAUACAGGGGCGAUUGGGCCGGCGGCACCCCAAGCACCAACAGCAACGGCCGUGGCCGAGGCGGUGGUGGCGUGGGCGUGCGUGGGCGGGGCGGCUACCGCGGGGGUCGUGGGGACGGAGGCGGGCCACCUGUGCGCCGUGGCGGUUGGGAUGAUAGCAGUGACGAUGAGGAGGCUACCACUCGCGGCCCGCCCAGCAUGUAUGGGGCGGCCCGGAGUGAGUCGGGCUACGGUGACGGUGGUGCUGGUGACGACGAGGGCUACCCCGAGUCGGAGGCCGCCCAGACCGAGUUCCGCACGGCGCAGCAGGAGUUCCGCGGCAGCGAUGGCAAUAGCUACACCAACGACAACAGCUCGCAGUAUUCGAUCGUGGAGGUCUGCAUGGCAUUCACUGCCGACACGCAGACUGAAUGACACGCGCACAUAUGCUCCCUCAUGGGUGUGUUGUGUCGAUUGGGUGGUGCGUGCAGGAAAUUGCCGAGUUGCACGAGAAGGAGAAAGAGCUGCGCCAGAACAUCCAGAAGGUCGGUGUGAGAGAGAGACCCCGGGAGGGAGAGAGGGAGGGAAGGAGGGAGGGAGGGAGGGAGGGAAGAGCCUACAGGCAGGCAGGCAGACUGGCAGACAGCGAGCCGCUCUGCGCAUGAAUGCACAUCACAUCACAUCACAUCCCGUGACAGAUGGACGUCUGCCUGCCUAUGAGUGGCGGAAAGUAAGGUGUGAAUGAAUGGAUUGCUGCAGGUGGAGGCCAUGGAGACGGAUGCCGAGUUGGGCGACGUGCUCACUGAGGAGGAGCAGCGUAUGGUGGACAGUAAGCACCAUACCGACCACCACACACAGAGAAGGGCAGACAGACAGACAGGCGCAUGUGGCCAUCCAUGUCUGUGGUGGUACACGCGCGCGUGUCAGGUCGUGGAGAGCUUCAGGAAGAGCUGGACGAGAUCACGCGGCGCAUCCAGAUGCUGCAGCUCGGCCAGAGGCAGCAGCGGGCGGGAUGAACCCGAUAGACACACACAGAAAUAAGAUGCGGCAAACAAGCAACACACACACAUACACAAGUGAAUGCACCGAAGUAGGUAUCGACUGAGG